Molecule: messenger RNA, 1401 nt
Organism: Salvelinus namaycush (lake trout)
Lineage: Eukaryota; Metazoa; Chordata; Actinopteri; Salmoniformes; Salmonidae
Exons: 6
Coding region: 1-603 (200 amino acids)
Biological process (GO): cytokine-mediated signaling pathway
Cellular component (GO): external side of plasma membrane
Molecular function (GO): protein binding; cytokine receptor activity
Source: RefSeq, a predicted model, not a curated record
AUGAGCGUGUGGGGCAUCUACACCCAUAAAUACCAGACCAAUGAUAUUGAUGUGCUAUGCCCGCCCCCCAACAUCAACCCAUCCUGGGUCAGAGAGGGGGUUCUGCUGGUGAAGUGGGGUCUCCCGUCCAGCCGGUUACGCAGCAAAACCAGCUGUUUCCACUACCAGCUACAGAUCAAUGACCAGGUGAGGGAAUUUAAGGGUGGACUGACAUACAAUGAGACCAACGCAGACCCCACACAUUCACACGAUGUGAAGAUGAGGGUGAAGAAGAGUAAUAGCUGCAGAGGAUCUCAACACUGGAGCAGCUGGAGCAACACCACCAAGGUGGCCCCGUUUGAAUCUCCCAAUCAGCUGAACUCUCUGGUGGUCAUUGGCAUCGCUCUGGGAAUACCCAUGGUCCUCCUGUCUCUGCUGCUGCUGAUUCGACUCCAGAGGGAACGUCUGUUUCCCCACAUCCCUGGUCCCCCACUGAAGAUUAAACACCUCUUGGAGAGAGACGACCAGUUUCAGUUUGUCCCUCAGGCCCUGCAGUCCAAAUUUGUUGAGGAGAUCACAGUGGUGGAGGAAGCUAAGGAAACACCUGUGAAUUUGGCCAGUUAAACAAGAUGGCCUGUUUAAAGCCCAAUCAUCAUAAACUGUGUAAGAGCCGAUCUGUAAGGAGGAUCCCCUUAGCAGAUGCAGUCAUUACCAUUUGUUAAUACCUAUCCAAUCCUUUCAAGAGUGGAUGCUACUUAUUGACAUGCAUUGUUCUUACAUGCUUAAUAGUGUCUACUCAAUGAAUUGUUCUAAUGUGCUCAGCUUCCACCAGUGUUGUAGUACUCGAGACCAAGACCAGUCCAGUCUCGAGACCACAUAUUGGUCUUGUCUUGGUGUCAGCUACAUUCGUACUCGGUCUUGACUCGGUCUCGGACAGUGAGGACUCGUAAUUUCUUCCCUAGACCAGCGGAGUAAAAAAACUCAAACAUAUACACUCCUUUCUUGAAACAUUAUCUUACAACCUUUAUCUUUUAUAGACAUGUUUACGUAGUGGUGAACCUAUAGGACUUCAGUGUGUGACAGGUUCGUGAUUCUGAAAGGACAGCAACCGUAAUACCAGAGACUCAUGUAGGAGGGUGCACUUUUAGUAAAACACAAAGGGACAGUGGUGUAGUGGAGUAUACGCAGGUAUAAACCGUAUACUCAUUUUUUUCAGUGGGCAUUGCCUAUACUCACUUAAUCCCUAUUGAUGCGUAUAAAAGUAGUGUAGUGGAGGCAGUGGCGACCCGUCAUUAAGGGCAGUUUUUGAGUCCCACCUGUUUAGCAGGGGUGUGCCUGUUUUGCAUGUUAUUUUGUCAUUAAUAUGUGUCACAUAUCAGUUUGAAAAAAAUGAUUGAGUUAAUAAAGCUUCAUACAAACAUG